AUGGCAUUUGCUAGGCUCUUAGCUCAAAUAAUUAAAUUACGAGCCCAAUUCCCACAUUAUCCCAUCAAGUCAAUCAGACUCGAUAAUGCUGGUGAGUUUACAUCUAAGACUUUUGAUGACUACUGCAUGUCACUAGACAUUGACAUUGAACAUUCUGUUCCUCAUCUUCAUACUAAAAAUGACUUGGCAGAAGCUUUGAUUAAGCGUCUUCAAUUGAUAGCUCGCACCUUGCUAAUGAAGACAAAGUUGCUAGUUUCUACUUGGGGAUAUGCCAUUUUACAUGUAGCAUCACUUGUGCGGUUGAGCCCCAUUGCCAACAAUCAAUAUUCUCCAGUACAACUUGUAUUGGGCAAUCAACCAAACAUUUCAUAUUUAAGAGUUUUUGGUUGUGCGGUAUAUGUGCCUAUUGCACCACCGCAACGUACUAAGAUGGACCUUCAACGCAUAUUGGGAAUUUAUGUUGGUUUUGAUUCACCAUCUAUCAUCAGAUAUCUGGAGCCCCUAACAGGUGAUAUCUUUACCGCAUGGUUUGCGAAUUGUCAUUUUGAUGAGACAAUUUUCCCACUAUUAGGGGGAGAAAAAUAUGUUCCUAAAGAACAACAAGGCAAACUUGUGCCUGAAGAACGACGUGAAUUGUCGUGGGAUGUACCCACUUUGUCUCAUGUUGAUCCUCGUACCGCUAAAUGCGAAAACGAAGUGAGAAGGAUCAUUCACCUCCAAAGUAUUGCAAAUCAGAUGCCAAACGCAUUUAAUGAUGCAACAAAGGUGACAAAAUCACAUAUCCCAGCUGCAAAUGCACAUGCAAGGAUUGAUGGCCAUAACAGACAAAAUAAUUUGCCAACAAAUGAUUUAUCUGUUGGACGCCUGAAGCGUGGCAGACCAUUAGGCUCAAAGGACUCAAUCCGUUGA
Molecule: messenger RNA, 909 nt
Organism: Prunus avium (sweet cherry)
Lineage: Eukaryota; Viridiplantae; Streptophyta; Magnoliopsida; Rosales; Rosaceae
Source: RefSeq, a predicted model, not a curated record